CGACGUUCGCCCAGUGUGGUUUUUAAGCGGGCGGAGGCUGAACGUGUGUCCUUCCAUUACCAUUAUCGUUGUCACAAAAAAGUAAUAAUAUAAUUCGCGCCGCUUUCAUUUAAAUUUGGAAUAGUGAUUUGAAUUUUGUAAUGGAACGUGUUUUGUUUGUUUUAGAAUUUUAUUUAUUUUGAAGAUAACUAUGCGCGCCAUUUAAAAAGUUUGUGUUUUUAGAAAAAUACGUAAUUAAAUAGUGGUGCUGAACAUUUUGGAAUGAAAACAUGUCUACGUUGCUGAAGAACGUUACCAAUUGCAUUUGGCAUGCUUUCGACUCGUUGCAAAAUAAAGAUCUGGUGCACAAGUCCAAGUUAAAGGUGCUGACAGCUAACAUUGGAACUCUUCUAGACCUGUAUGGAGUAGAGAAGGGGCUGGACCACUUCAAAUCCUCACAGGAACUGACCUUCGAUGAAUUCCGCUACUAUCUGCAGCAUGAGGUGUUUAGCUCACUGCCGAAGACUACCACGCUGCCCAUCGUUAGGGAAUAUGAGAAGAAAAUCAGUGAGGUGUGCUGGCUAGUCUGCCGCAAGAGUCUACUCGGCCGAGAUAAGAGCGUGUUCAGUGAUGACUCCGUUUUCAAACUCUUCAGGAUCUUCUGCUUGCUGGGAGACCUCGUGCAAGAUGCAGAUGACGCCAAUCAUUAUGUCGUGGUGCUCCAACCUUCAGAAGCAGGUCUCGUAGCUGAACAACUAGUCCACUGCCUUGGAGUCCGCUGGGAUACUGCAGACUGGGAAGCCCUAGGCUCCUCAAUAGGCCACUUCAAGUGGGCCGCAUUCCUUGCCGUCUUAGAAGCUAAAUACUGCGGAGACCAGCAACUACAUUCAGAGGCUCUAGUCGAAGCCGUCGAUGAGAUAUACGAUGUAUUUAUUGAAGAUAUUAUUAAGAAGGGUUAUCUCUUCAAGCGAGGCUACCUCCUGCCCACCAUGCGUGAGUACUGGUGCGUGCUACAGCCUUGUGCCCUCACCUACUACAAGAGCUCCUCUCAGAAGGAACAGUGCGGUCGUGUCGUCAUUGACGAGUACUGCUCCGUGGAGGCAGCUGCGGGAGAAGGCAAGAUACAGCGGUUCCAGCUCAUCACGCCUGAUAGAACGUUUGAGUUUGGCACUCAGGAUCACAAGAGUCGUCUACAAUGGAUAUCAGCAUUACGUCAGGCAGCAGCCGUAUCAGGCGGUGUAGAAGGCUACCAGCGCCGCGCUCGAGCCAUCAGACGCGGUGCUGGAGCCAGGCGGGAGAGAGAAGUGCGCGAGACGAGAGCGAGACUGCAGCAUGAGGUCAAAGCUAGGCUCGCUGCUGAAGCACAAGCACAGGAAUUGGUGGAAUUAGCACAACAAGACAACAAAAAGCUAGAAGAAUUGAAACACGCACAAGUUGAACUAGAGAAACUAUUACAAGAGGAAACACAAGCUAAGAGGGAUGAAGAAAUUGUUAGAGCAUUACAAGCUAGGGUAUUAGCGGAAGAAUGGGAGAGGCGAGAAGAAUUGGAAAGACUUCAAGAAGAACAGAACAAAAUGCUUGAGGAGGAGCGAUUAAAACGACAACAAUUUGAAAUGUUACAGGCUCAAAAAGAAACACAGUAUAAAGAAGCAGAAAAACGUCUAAAAGAGCUAGAAGAAGAGAAACAACGGCUGGACGCUGAACUCAAAGCAGCUCAAGAUAAAAUCUCUAAGACUGAACUCACAGCUAAUGCAUUGCAAGUACAACUAAGAGAUCUGAAUCCAGUACUUCGCAAUGGUGAAAGGGCACGACGGGCGCUAUCCUUCAUCCCGACCACCAAGAGUUCUUCCGACACCCUCAUCGACGUGAGAGCCAUACGGCAUCUGAAGAUCCUCGAUGAUGAAGAGAAAUUAUGAUCUGAUAAGGAGUCUACCAAAUAAAAUUGUGCAGCAUGAC
Molecule: messenger RNA, 1935 nt
Organism: Helicoverpa armigera (cotton bollworm)
Lineage: Eukaryota; Metazoa; Arthropoda; Insecta; Lepidoptera; Noctuidae
Product: differentially expressed in FDCP 6
Exons: 10
Coding region: 270-1895 (541 amino acids)
Cellular component (GO): cytoplasm; nucleus
Source: RefSeq, a predicted model, not a curated record